CGCCUCUUUUUUCUAAUCAACUGCCGGGUGCGCUCCCUUGAGCCAGGGUCCAUCGAUCUGAAGCCGACUCCGGCGCCGACGAGGAGGAGCAGCGAGCGCCCACCAUGAGUACCGACUACACAUACGACGAGGAGGGCUACCUCUGGCCCUUCUUCGUCUUCACCCUCGCCUUCAUCAUCACCGUCCCGCUCACACUCCUGCUCGUCAGGCGGUCGCGAGACCCCGCCGCCGCCUUUCCGCGAAUACAGACCAGCUUCAAACAUGCCCACACAGACACGGUCGAGGCGCUGCGCAAGCAGGAGAAGCGCAAGGACAGGAAGCUGUCGCUCACUGUCGCGGUCGUCGUGGGCUGGGCCGUCAUGGGCUACAUGCUCUACCUCAUCCAGACGACCGAGGCGCCGUCGCAGAAGCUUUGGAACCCCUACGACAUUCUGGGCAUCUCCGAGUCGGCAACCGAGAAGCAAAUAAAGAGCACCUACAGGAAGCUGUCGCUCAAGCUGCACCCGGACAAGGUCAAGCUGGACCCCUCCAAGAACGAGACCAUGGAGGAUCUGAACGCGCGCUUUGUCGAAAUCACCAAGGCGUACCAGGCGCUCACCGACGAGGAGGUGCGCAACAACUACAUCCAGUACGGCAACCCGGACGGCAAGCAGGGCUUCAGCAUCAACAUCGCCCUUCCCAAGGCCAUCGUGUCGGACGGCAACGGGAAGUACGUCGUGCUGGUCUACUCGGCCCUCUUCGGCGUGCUGCUGCCCUACCUGGUCGGGUCCUGGUGGUACGGCACGCUCCGGCGCUCCAAGGAGGGCGUGCUCAUGGAGAGCGCCAACAGGCUGUUCCGCGAGUACAGGGAUAACAUCGACGAGGGCGGCGUGGUGACCGCCCUCAGCACUGGCAAGGAGUACGAGGAGCUCUUCAAGGGAGACAAGGCGGACUCGGGCCUGUCCAAGGUGGAGUCGCGGAUCCUCGCCGAGGGCGAGCUGACACCCCUCGCCGGCGGCAUCUCUCUCAAGGACAAGGGGAAACUGGAAGACCUGGAGAGCGGCCCGCAGAGGAAGGCGCUGGCGCUCCUCUGGGCUUACCUGGGCCGCGUCGAGCUGGACGAUCCCGAGCUGAACAAGGCCAAGUUCGCGGUGGCCCCGGUCGCCCACGCUCUCAACAAAUCGUUCAACGCCAUCGCGCUUGCCUACAUGAACACGAACCCGCUGCUCGCAUCGUACUACGCCAGCCAGCUCCUGAUCCAGGCCAUGCCGCCCAAGUCGUCGCCGCUCCUCCAGCUCCCCUACUUCACCCCCGCCGUCGUCAAGGCCGUCGAGGGCGACUCGCGCAUCCACACCAGCGUCCAGGAUUUCAUGGACAGGCCAGACGCGAAGCGGCGCAGCUUGGUGGUCGGCAAGGGCCUCCUCACAGAGGAGCAGUACCGGGAAGCGGUCGCCGUGGCCAAGCAGCUCCCCUACCUGCGCGUCGCGAAGGCCUACUUCAAAGUCACCGGCGAGCGCUUCAUCAUCCCGUCCUCGCUCGUCACGCUCGUCGUCAAGGGCCGCUUCGUGCCCCCCGGCAGCGAGAAGGUGCCCGAGAUCAACCCGGCCGACCUCGAGGACAUCGACCCGGCCGAGGACGACCUCGACGCGAUCCUCGGCCGCAAGACCAAGAAGGUGGUCGGCAAGGACGAGAAGACGGGCAAGCCGAUCGUGGAGGCGGCCGAGGCGGAGCUCGUGGCCGCGCCGCUGGCCGCGGCCCCGUACUUCGCGCGCGACCACUCGCCGCGCUGGCACGUCUUCCUGACCGACUCCAAGCAGGGGCGCGUCGCCGUGCCGCCCUUCACCUUCGCCCAGUUCGACCGCCCCAUCUUCGAGGCCGACGGCAGGACGCCCACCUUCGCCAUGCAGACGCUCAAGGCCCAGUUCCAGGCGCCGCCGCAGGCCGGCCACUACACGUUCGUCAUGCACGUCGUGUGCGACAGCUACGUCGGCUUCGACACCAAGAUGGAGGUGACGCUCAUCGUGGAGGAGGCGAGCAAGGCCGCUGAGAUGGAGGUCGAGGACGAGAUCAGCGAGCCGGACGAGGGUAAGUUUCACUUUUAUCAUCGUCCUUCUCCUCUGGAGGAGGAGGAAGGGGUAGGCAUAGGGAUAAAGCGAAGUGCUGACUUGAACUCUUUUUUACGCCACAGACUCGAUCGCGGGCAUCAUGCACGCCGCCAAGGGCGGGCAGCCGAAGCGGAGGAAACCGGCCAAGGACGAGUCCUCGGACGAGGAGAGCAGCACCGACGACGACGAGGACGACGAUACCAGCGCCACAAACACGGAUACGGAACCGGAAAAUUAGAUUGAGCGGGCGCUAGUUUACCCCUGUUUGUUUGUUUGCUUUUGUUUUGUUUCUGUGGUUCGCUUGGUUUGGACUUGGCUAUGGAAUUGGUUUUUGGUGCAUGUACAUACCUCUACCGACGACAUACAUCAUGGCGUUUUGCAUUACUUUUGCUGCUCUGCUCUGCUCUGCUCUGCUCUGCACUGUUCUGCGCUCGGAGUGUGUACACGAAGGUCUUUGCACUUGCGCGAACUUGCGCGGUCGUUGUUUGUGAAAAAGAACUUUGAGAUGAACAUCAAUCCCUUGGGCCUACUCCAGCUGAGCUCACUUAGCUCAACGACUUUCCUAACCUCCCUGCCUGACCUUUAAUAUGUUGCUUUCUCGUCUCCUUACUUCACUUGUGUACAUUGUGGUCGGACAUUAUCAUGAUCACAUGUAGGCAUGGCGUUGUUGGGUUGGGACGAGUGGGUGCGUUG
Thermothielavioides terrestris NRRL 8126 is the source of this 2777-nucleotide messenger RNA. RefSeq lists its product as uncharacterized. Gene Ontology annotation, biological process: post-translational protein targeting to endoplasmic reticulum membrane; SRP-dependent cotranslational protein targeting to membrane. The coding region runs from base 105 to 2327 and encodes 740 amino acids. Lineage: Eukaryota; Fungi; Ascomycota; Sordariomycetes; Sordariales; Chaetomiaceae. Gene Ontology annotation, cellular component: Sec62/Sec63 complex. The record is from RefSeq and is a predicted model, not a curated record. Gene Ontology annotation, molecular function: RNA binding; transmembrane protein transporter activity. The transcript has a single exon.